GCAUCGUCGAUUCGUGCAAGUUAGUGCGGCUCUACGUAUUUGUUUCUAAAAAAAUAGAAAUGUCUACUAAAAGUACCGAAGUUGCUAUUCGCGAGUUAACUAAAACAGUGCUUUCACUACAGAGUAAAGUUUUAUCACUCGAGAAAGUUAUUAUUGACCAAUACAAGCUAAUUAAAAAUCUAAUCGGUGAUGAAAAAGUUUCGUCGAAAUCUAUUAUUAGUGAUGGUGAGGGUAGCUCGACAUCGGAGACUGGGCUACGACCAAUCCGUGAAGCUCGUAUUCGUGCGUCAUCAGCAAUUGCAGGUGCUACAAAAAAGGCAACAAUGCGAAACAAUACGGAUCGGGCAACGACGUCAACAGGUGGACCUCCUACUCCGUGUGCCCCAUCGACGCCCGAUAAUAACCACGAAGCUAUAGUUACGUUGACGAGUGACACUGGGGCUGAGGCAACGGACAGCGCGCGAGAAUGGAUCGAGAUAAAACGACCGCGUACUCGACGCUCGCUCGUCAACGUUACUCGUGGUACGGCCAUCCCUACUGACAAUAAUAUUACUUUGUCGGCUGCACAGCGGAAGUCAUAUUUACAUUUAUAUUAUGUGAAAAUCGGCACUACAGUUGAACAGGUUAAUGAAUAUCUCCGAACCAUUUGCCCGGGAGAUAACUGUUCUGCCGAAGCGCUGAAGUCGCGAGGAGAUUAUGCGUCAUUUAAGUUAUCUGUGCCUACAAAACAUCUAGAUAAGUACCUAGCAUCUGAAAAUUGGAUAGAGGAUGUCUACAUCAGACCUUGGCGUAGUGGAUUUCGCAAGAAAAUCGAUGAUACCGCCCAAGUAUAAACACCACAAAAUUGUUUAUCAAAAUGUUAGAGGACUACGUUCUAAAUUACAUACUUGUAAGUUAUCAAUACUCAGUGAAUCAGCUGACAUAUAUGCGUUAAC
Molecule: messenger RNA, 935 nt
Organism: Galleria mellonella (greater wax moth)
Lineage: Eukaryota; Metazoa; Arthropoda; Insecta; Lepidoptera; Pyralidae
Exons: 1
Coding region: 60-833 (257 amino acids)
Source: RefSeq, a predicted model, not a curated record